Messenger RNA from Rotaria sp. Silwood1, 993 nucleotides. The record is from the annotation of a GenBank genome assembly. NCBI's taxonomy places the organism in Eukaryota, Metazoa, Rotifera, Eurotatoria, Philodinida, Philodinidae.
AUGCCAGUAAAAAAAAGAGCCUCUUUGGGAAGAAGUACAUCAGCUGCAAGAAGAAUGGCAGCAACAAGAGCAGCUGAAGAUUCUGAAGACACACGCAUUCGACUUGAUGGUCAACGUGCAAGACAAGCAGCUUCAAGAGCAGCUGAAGAUUCUGAAGACACACGCAUUCGACUUGAUGGUCAACGUGCAAGCCAAGCAGCUUCAAGAGCAGCUGAAGAUUCUGAAGACACACGCAUUCGACUUGAUGGUCAACGUGCAAGCCAAGCAGCUUCAAGAGCAGCUGAAUCUCCAGAACGGAGACAAGGUCGACGGGUAUAUGAUCGAGCUAGACAUGCAGCUUCAAGAGCAGCUGAAUCUCCAGAACAGAGACAAGGUCGACGGGAAGAAGAUCGAGCCAGACAUGCAGCUACAAGAGGAGCUGAGGAUCCCAUACAGAGACGGACUCGAAGUGAAGAUCAGCGUAGACGACAAGCAGCCUCAAGAGCAGCGCAAUGGACAUUUAUGGAAGGGGAAGCGUUUCGUUAUGAUCCAGCCAACAACUAUGACACCCAUCCUCAACUUUAUAUUGGACAAAUGAGCGAUGUUUGUCCAUACUGUAAUGCCCUCAAGUGGCAUGCAGAAACACGAGGUAUGUGCUGUUCUGGUGGUAAAGUAAAGUUACCUGAACUUCAGCCUCCUCCUGAACCACUGAAAUCAUUAAUAGGUCCUACUUCAUUUGAAGUUCUUCGAACUGUAAACGGUCGGAUCUGUGCAACAUUUCGUGAAGCAUGUCAACUACAUGGAUUACUGGAACAUGAUCAGCAAUGGGAUGCCACCAUGUCCGAAGCAGCUGCAGCUCAAUCGCCGGCAAGAUUAAGAAAUCUAUUCGCUCUUAUACUAGCUGUUUGUGGACCAUCCAGUCCAAAACAAUUAUGGGAGUCGUACAAAGAAAGCUUGACUGAAGACAUUCUGAGAAAUGCUCGUAGACAAAAUCCUGGAAUGAAUUUGGAUUAA